AUGAUGCAGUCAGGUAAUGAGUUGUUGAUGCUUCAAAGGGGUGUGAUCUUGGAUGAACAAGGCUAUGGUCGCUGGAAGGUGCGCAUGGUUCAGCUGAUCCGAAAUCUAGGUGAGGAUGCUUGGACAGCAGUGGAAGAAGGAUGGGAACCUCCCUAUGAGAAAACCGAAGCUGGUGACAAGAUCACUAAACCUAAGGCACGCUGGACGGUAGAAGAAAAGAAUUUGUCUAAAUAUAAUGCUAGGGCACUUAAUGCAAUAUUUGGUGCUAUUGAUGAUGAUGACUUUAAGCUUGUUCAAGGUUGUGGAUCAGCUAAAGAUGCUUGGGACAUUCUGCAGAAGACCCAUGAAGGAAACUCAAGUGUCAAAAGAACGAGAUUAGACCAACUUGCAUCACAAUUUGAAGUCUUAAGGAUGGAUCCAGAAGAGACAAUUUCUCAGUUCAGUGCAAAAUUGAUGGAAGAAGGAUGGGAACCUCCCUAUGAGAAAACCGAAGCUGGUGACAAGAUUACUAAACCUAAGGCACGCUGGACGGUAGAAGAAAAGAAUUUGUCUAAAUAUAAUGCUAGGGCACUUAAUGCAAUAUUUGGUGCUAUUGAUGAUGAUGACUUUAAGCUUGUUCAAGGUUGUGAAUCAGCUAAAGAUGCUUGGGACAUUCUGCAUAAGACCCAUGAAAAAAACUCAAGUGUCAAAAGAACGAGAUUAGACCAACUUGCAUCACAAUUUGAAGUCUUAAGGAUGGAUCCAAAAGAGACAAUUUCUCAGUUCAAUGCAAAAUUGAGUGCUAUUGCUAAUGAAGCAAAGAAUCUUGGUAAGACCUAUAAGGAUACCAAGCUGGUUAAGAAGUUGCUUAAAUGUCUACCUUCUAAGUAUGCAGCUCAUAAAGCAGUCAUGAGAGUAUCUGGCAACACAGACACCUUGAAGUUUGAGGAUCUCAUUGGUAUGCUAAAAUCAGAGGAGAUGGAAGUUGCUGAAGAACUGAGAAUUCAUGGUAAAGGAAUUGCAUUCAAGGCAGAUGACAUGAGUGAUCAGUUGCAAGAGAUAAAAGAUAACAUGUCCUUGAUGGCAAGAAACUUUGGAAAAGCUCUCAAACGUGUUGAAAAAGGACAGGGACGAGAAUUAGCUUGCUGGAAUCGAAGUGCUACAGAGAGGUCUUGUUCUAGGCCAAAUAUAUCUGAAAAAGAAAAAGCUAAUCCGAGAAAAGAGAUUCAGUGUUUUGAAUGUGGUGGUUUUGGUCAUUAUAAACCUGAGUGUCCAAUGGUUAAGCGCAAAGAGAUGAAGUGCUUUGAAUGUAAAGGGAUUGGACACUUAAAAUCUGAAUGCCCAAACAUGGUGAAAGGAAAUAAUAAGGCAUAUGUUAGCUUUAGUGAUUCAGAAUCAGAGAGUGAUGGGGAUGAAGAAGAAGGAAGAAUGUUGAAUCUUUUUGCAUACAGUGCUAAAAGUGAUGAUGUACUUGCUGAGAGCUCAGAUGAUGAUGAUGAUGAGUCAAUUUCAAAAGAGAGCUAUUGUGUACUCUAUGACAAUUGGGUUCAGUUGUGUAAUGAAAAGAUGUUACUUGUCAAGGAAAAACUAAAAUUAGAAGCCAAAGUUAAUAUGCUGGAAGAAAAGAAGCCUGGAAAAUUGAUUGGUGAGGAACUACUCCCUGCUGAAAGGAGUUGCUUGAGAGAAAACUGA
Camelina sativa (false flax) is the source of this 1671-nucleotide messenger RNA. The record is from RefSeq and is a predicted model, not a curated record. Lineage: Eukaryota; Viridiplantae; Streptophyta; Magnoliopsida; Brassicales; Brassicaceae.